Messenger RNA from Thalassophryne amazonica, 2297 nucleotides. It is a transcript of the gene nsun6, whose product is annotated as NOP2/Sun RNA methyltransferase 6. Gene Ontology annotation, biological process: RNA methylation. The transcript has 11 exons. NCBI's taxonomy places the organism in Eukaryota, Metazoa, Chordata, Actinopteri, Batrachoidiformes, Batrachoididae. The record is from RefSeq and is a predicted model, not a curated record. The coding region runs from base 92 to 1474 and encodes 460 amino acids. Gene Ontology annotation, molecular function: methyltransferase activity; RNA binding.
CAGCUGUAAUGUUUUUGACUGUCUUGAUGAAAAUGUAAUAAGAUUUUGUGUUAUUGAUCAGGUAUUUCAGUUUUGUGAAAAGAAGAAGGAAAUGCCAAUUUUCCCUAAAAUUUCUCUGAAACCAGAAGUCUACAAUUACCUCAAGAGUGUCUUCUUAAACAGUGAGUUGGUAGAAGCGCUGGGGCCCCAGAAGGCAGAACAGCGGUUCCAGAGCUUGCUGACAUGCCUGUCACACCCCCCCUUACAUACGUGUGUACGGGCCAGUACUCAUCUCUCCCCCCUGGAGGAGAUCAGAGACCAGCUCUGUAAAGAGCUGGAAAAGAUGUGCAGCUCAUCAGCAGUGGAGGGCCCGUGUCAGAUUCUUCCUCACCCACGCGUUCCAGAUGUGCUGCUCCUUCCUGUCGAUGGCCCAAGGCCAGUGGAGCAGCUCUGCUCAGAGGUAGUGGUGGAUGCUCAGUGUGGGAGUGCAGUUCUGAGAGGGGCUCAUGUCUUCACCCCAGGGAUCACUGCUGGCCCAAAGUUCAUGAAGUGUGGAGACGUGGUGUCCGUCUUUUCUGACUUGGAAGGCAAAUGCACCCGGGGAGCCACCAACUUUGAGGGGAUGAAAGUGUUUCUUGGAAAUGGAGUUGCUGAAAUGAAUCGCUCCAGUAUCUUCUGCACAGAUGAACCACCCAGGGGUAUCGGUGUCCGGAUGGUUGAGCCGCUUUACAAAAGUCCUUCUUUUGAUGAGGUUCUACCCAACCUCGUGUUUCUACAGAACCUUCCCUCUGUGGUUGUGGGUCAUGUGCUUGGGCCUCGUUCUGGAGAACGCAUCCUGGAUAUGUGCGCUGCACCAGGAGGGAAAACGUGCCACAUCGCUGCGCUCAUGGGGGAUCGGGGUGAGGUCAUCGCAUUGGACAGGAUCAGAAAUAAGAUAGAUCGCAUAAAUCAGAAUGCUCAAAUGUUGAGUUUGAGUUGCAUUAAAGCUUACUGGUUUAACAGCACGCAGGCUGUGAGCAGGGACCCGGAUCAGGAAACUGAAGGGCCGCCGUUCCUACCCGAGAGUUUUGACCGGGUUUUGUUGGACGCUCCCUGUAGCGGUUUGGGACAGAGACCUAGCAUGGCAUCGACUUGGAGCCUGAAGGAGAUCUGUUCCUACCAGCCGCUGCAGCGCAAGUUAAUACACUCGGCGGUCCGGUUGUUGAAGCGAGGCGGGGUUCUGGUGUACAGCACUUGCACAGUGACUCUUGCAGAGAAUGAAGAACAGGUUUCUUGGGCCCUUGAUACCUUUCCGUGCCUCACGCUCCAGCCUCAGGAGCCUCACAUCGGUGCAGAAGGCAUGUUGGGAGCUGGCCUGUCACCUGAGCAGCUACGCCUCCUCCAGAGGUUUAGUCCUGAGCUAAGCUGGGACCAGGCAGAAUCUGCACCUCUCCUCCCCUGUGGCGCCGCCAGAGACACCAUUGGCUUUUUUAUCGCCAAGUUCCUGAAAAACUGACUUUCAUCAACUCACAGAACCCCAUAACAGCCCUCACAGGAGACUGCAGACGGGAACAGUAAUGUUUAUAUUGCACCGCUUUGGCGGUGCAGUGUUGACAAAGCUGCUCAGUGGGCUGUUUACAGCUUCUGCCUCUUAACAUCUGCUCACUCAAACUGUGGUCCAUAUAGGGAUAAGCUGUAUAAACACCAAAGGCAGGAGCGCUGAGUGCAAGAAAAGACAGAGGCGUUAUGAGGAAAGACACUCGAUGAGUAUUGGCAAAUGCAGCAGGACCAGCGUUGCCAUAACAACAGUGACGACACAGCUUCCAUGGUGACAGCAUUCGCUGUAUCUCAGAGCGUAGGUCAGGAAGUAGUGUGCAGAAAGAGGUCACAAGAGGUAUUAACAAUUUAGAGUCUUUGAGCAGUGGCGCACACAACUGGGAAUACUAAUUAAUGCUCCUGUUAUGCAAUUCAGUGCAAAUAUCACAAACAAAGAGCUCCGCAAUGAGCUGUGGCAUCAACGUGGACAUGCCGGUAUGCCGCACAUCACCGCUGCAGAGCGCUGAUUAAAGUGUUUCCUCCUGCAGCGCUGCUGGUUUGGAUCAGAUGUUUUUCUUAAAGAUUAAGCUUCUGUGAUGGAACCAGUUUAUAUGCCAACUUUGCAAAUAUGCGUAGAAGAACAGCUUUCUAUUUUAGAUGCAUCCUUGUCAGCACUGGCGUUCAUGUCUACGUUGUCAUGACGACUCAGGCCGGUGAGUCUACCUCAGAUUUUUUAGUGGAGUUUCAGAUGAUUAUUUAUAGGCAUGACAAAGCACACAUUAAAGUCUAUCCCACGUCAGUUC